Messenger RNA from Python bivittatus (Burmese python), 1356 nucleotides. Lineage: Eukaryota; Metazoa; Chordata; Lepidosauria; Squamata; Pythonidae. The record is from the annotation of a RefSeq genome assembly.
AUGCUAAAAAUUAUUAUUGCAACCACCAUACUAAUCCCAACAGCCCUAAUCCUAAAGCCCAAAAUCCUAUAUCAAACAAUAAUUUCCUACACUUUUAUCCUCGCCUUCCUUAGCCUAAGCCUUCUAAAACAAGACCUAUACCUCAAACCCUUAUCCAACCUAUACCUAAACCUCGACCAAAUUUCAGCCCCACUACUGACCCUAUCCUUCUGACUCCUCCCACUAAUAAUUAUUGCCAGCCAACAUGCAAUAACACCAGAACCUGUUCAACGACAACGAACAUUCAUAGCAACUAUCAUAAUCCUACAAACCACAAUCUCACUCACCUUCACCGCCUCAAACCUAACCCUCAUAUACAUCAUAUUUGAAGCCACUUUAAUCCCCACCCUCAUCAUCAUUACACGAUGAGGGCAACAAGCAGAACGGUUAACAGCGGGAACCCACUUUAUAAUAUACACCCUAACAACUUCAAUACCUCUACUAAUAGCUAUUCUAUUCCUAAAUAAUACAUCCAACACUCCAACACUAUUAUUCCUAGCAACCAAAACAAAUAACCACUGAACAAACCUCAUUCUAUGAUUAGCCUGCCUAGCCGCCUUCAUAGCAAAAAUACCACUUUAUGGCCUCCACUUAUGACUUCCAAAAGCCCACGUAGAAGCACCAAUUGCCGGAUCAAUAGUACUCGCAGCAAUUCUACUAAAACUGGGAGGGUAUGGCAUCAUCCGAAUAAUACAAAUUCUUCCCACAACAAAAACAGACAUAUUCAUACCAUUUAUUGUAAUUUCCCUAUGAGGAGCAAUCCUAGCUAACCUCACCUGCCUUCAACAAACGGAUCUAAAAUCUCUAAUCGCUUACUCAUCAGUAAGCCAUAUAGGCUUAGUCAUUGCAGCACUUAUAACACAAACCCCAUGAGGUUUAGCAGGAGCCAUAGCCCUAAUAAUCGCCCACGGUUUCACAUCAUCAAUACUAUUCUGCCUAGCUAACAUCACAUACGAACGCACACACACCCGAAUUCUAUUACUCACCCGAGGCUUCCACAAUAUUCUCCCAAUAAUAACAACCUGAUGACUAAUCGCAAACCUUAUAAACAUCGCCACUCCACCCAGCAUGAACUUUACCGGUGAACUCCUUAUUAUUUCAGCCAUAUUCAACUGAUGCCCCCCAACCAUAGCCCUCCUCGGCCUAUCUAUACUGAUCACCGCAACCUACUCCCUUCACAUAUAUCUAUCCACCCAAGCAAAUAAACCACUAAUAAACACCCCAACUCAACCCACCCACACUCGAGAACACCUACUCAUAACCCUGCACAUCCUCCCACUCAUUUUAAUCUCAAUUAAACCAGAACUCGUACUAAGA